AUGGCCAAACAAAUGAAACACCAACAGUUCCAAUGCUGCUAUAAGAACUGGGUGGCUCAGCAACAGCUCGAUCUGGACGAAUUACUCCAAACACUCACCAACUACCCAACCGACCUCGACUACCUCCAACUCAUAACCAAAAAAAUCGUCUCCCACUUCGAGAACUACAACAACUCUCGAGCCGAAUUAGCCAAACACGAUGGGCCUUCCUUUUUGGCUCCAAGCUGGGGGAGCACUUUUGAGAACUCGUUUCUUUGGAUCGGUGGUUGCAGACCAGCUUUGAUGAUUCGGCUCGUGUAUGCGCUAUGUGGGUCCCACCUAAAUACACACUUGGAAGAGUUUCUUGAAGGAAUUCGACAUGGAAACAUCGGAGAAAUAUCAAGCUUGCAGCUCAAAAGAAUUGAUGAACUUCAUGCUAAAACGAUUAAAGAGGAAGAUAAGCUGUCGUCAUAUAUGGCAACCUUACAGGAGAAGAUAGCGGAUGAGCCAUUGGUGUUGCUCGCAAGUGGGUGUAGGGGGAUAGGGGAGUCGAGCGAGGGUGGGGUGGUGGAUAAAACGAUGGACACACAUGCCCUUGAUCUGUAUAACGUUUUGCUGGAAGCAGAUAAGCUGAGGAUGAAGACACUAAAGGGUAUUUUAGAGUUUUUAACACCAUUGCAGGCGGUGGAGUUUCUGGUGGCUGCGAAGAAAUUACACCUUUCUUUACAUGAGUGGAGCACGAGAAGGGAUACAAGAAUGGGGAUUACUCAACUACUUGGUAGUAAUAAUCCGUCAUCCUCCGGUGACCCACCACCGCCAUUACCACCACCAGCGGAGACGUGA
Molecule: messenger RNA, 822 nt
Organism: Lactuca saligna
Lineage: Eukaryota; Viridiplantae; Streptophyta; Magnoliopsida; Asterales; Asteraceae
Source: the annotation of a GenBank genome assembly